AUGUCGGUCAGUCCCAUGGCCUACGAAGCGCAGUUCUUUGGCUUCACCCCCCAGACGUGCAUGCUGCGCAUCUACAUCGCGUUCCAGGACUACCUCUUCGAAAUGAUGCUGGUGGUCGAGAGUGUCAUCCUUAGGAAGCUGGACACGUUUCCCGACUGCAAAAUCAGCCCCUCCCAAAUCCGCAAAAGCACGGAGAAAUUUCUUCUCUUCAUGAAGGAGCACUUUGACAAACUCUUCAGUAAAAUGGAAGAAGUGCUUCUGCAGCUGGUGUUAACCAUCCCUAAGAACGUGCUCCUUCCCGAGGACAAGGUCCAUGAGCAGUACUCCUACAGCAAAGAACAGUUCCAAGCGCUUCAGGAUGAGAUCCAUCAGGUGCAGCAGCAGUACAGGGCCGAGGUGUCUGCCGGGCAGGCGCUGCGGGCGGAACUGGAGGAACAGAAGGCUGUGCAGGCCGAGCUUGAGAAGAUACUGCAAUGGUUUGAUGGGCUUGAGAAUAUCUGUAGGGAGCAUGGAAUCAGCAACUUCAGAGAAAGCUUUGCGUUCUUGACACAGAACUCGAAGAAACUGCAAGAUGUGCUGAAAGAUGUUGAAGAGAAAAGCAACAAAAUGAAGAAGCAUUAUCAGUAA
Messenger RNA from Eurypyga helias (sunbittern), 627 nucleotides. RefSeq names its product MIS12 kinetochore complex component (gene MIS12). The coding region runs from base 1 to 627 and encodes 208 amino acids. The transcript has a single exon. Gene Ontology annotation, biological process: mitotic sister chromatid segregation; mitotic cell cycle; protein localization to kinetochore. The record is from RefSeq and is a predicted model, not a curated record. NCBI's taxonomy places the organism in Eukaryota, Metazoa, Chordata, Aves, Eurypygiformes, Eurypygidae. Gene Ontology annotation, cellular component: nucleus; chromosome, centromeric region.